UUUCGAUCGGGAGUAGCAAACAUCACAGUGUCUUAUAAGAAAUAUAGCCGUUUUACAUCCUAUACCUAUGCACGUAUAAGUACAAGAUCAUUUUCUUAAUAAUUUAGCCAUCGUUGAUUGGCAGAAAAAGACAAUGUCGAACAUCGUACAAACGAGGUUGGAUUAUCCAGCACUAACUUGCAAUAAUGAAGAGAACACUAAUUUUCAAGGCAUGUCAAUUGCAAUCCAAAAACACGUCAAGUCAGACAUAAUAAAAAUUAAGUCAUCUCGUUCGAGCGAAGAAAAAAAACGACAGCUAAUUUUCGAAAUACUUCAGAACGAAAACAACUGCCAAGGUUACUUUUUCGAUUACGUUCCUUCAAUGAAUUUCAGGCACGUAUAUCUCGAAACGUGUAAUGAUACAUUGGACACUUAUAUCCGGAAACAUGCAAUGAACAGCAACUUUCGAUGGACCAUACUGCAGGAGAUUUGCUGCCAAUUGGUGGAUUCGGUAGCCUGGCUGCAUCAACGAGGGUUUUAUUACAAUGGCCAACUUCAUCCUCGUAACAUUUUCAUCAAGACUUGUAACAGUCCGUGGAAAGUAAAACUUCAACUUUCCGAAAAGGCAAAUCCCUUUCACGGUCUGGACACAGAGUACGUUAAUUUGUGGUCUGGAAUAAAAGAAUCGGACUUAUUGAACAAAUCUGCGGACGAAAUUGCCAUCCAGAAAGAUCUAGUUUCCGUAACCAUGUUGAUGUUUUUCAUCCAAUCAUCUGGCGUUCAUCCUUUUCAAAGAACUAGCACUCUUGAUCCGGUCGAACGGGAAAACUACCAAUGCAUACAGAACCAAAUUAAAGAGGGCAUAUUUGCACUAGAUGCCUUGGAUAGAAAAUGUUUUUGUGCCGACGAAAACGAAAACUGCGAAGAGACGCAAUGCAAAUAUCGUUUAUGGGUCAACAAGCUGGCCAAGGAUCAUACAUAUGCUAUGCUAACCGAGCUCAUUCGCGAAACAAAGUCAUAUGACAAAAAAUCGUCUGAAAAGCUUAUGGAACAUCCCUUUUUCUGGAAGACUUCAGGAGUUCUGAGGUUCAUCGAAAAUUCAUCAAACUACUUAAAGGAAGCAAAAAAUAAAACGAAAGAAAACUUAUUCGGUGUUUUUCCGCAACGGCAGACAAAAGCAAGUGGAAAAAUUGGAUUUAAAAAAAAUUCAUCAGCUUCUAUCCAGCAAAGCCAAGUUCAUCAACCAUGGAUGCUGGAUCAUAUCAUUUUGACAAAACUUGAAAACAACCAUAAAGACAUUUUCAACUAUUUACAUGAAACGCCUACAAGGACCGGCCAGACAUCUAUCACAAAUUUUUGCGGACUUCUGACCCAAAUACGGAACAAGAGUUGUCAUUGGAAUGAAGCAACACCAUGUGGACCUGAUGCCAAAAGAAAUUUGGAAAAUCUAAGCUUUGCAGCAGAUAAUGAUAUGGAUGCUCGUCUUAAGUUUUGUUUGUUCUGGAACAUACAUUUCCCCGAACUUAUUGUCUACACUUGGACAAACCUUAAAGACGUAAUUGUGCAUCAAUAGGCAUGCCAAGAAAUGACUGGUUUUCUAUCCUGAAACCCUGUUUGCCCUUAAUUGGCAAAGAAAUUAUGUUUUAUCUGACCGCCUUUUUUCAAAAAGAUUUUCCAAGUGCCUAAGUUAAACCCACGUUUUUAAAAAUUCAGAGCACUUGUGUAAAACGAGCUUCGUUAUCAGUCGCCAUAGCGCAAGUUGCAACAGAUUAAAAAGGAGUCUUUGUCAAGUAAAUAUGUGAGACAAAAUACAUCGAGUUGCAACGUC
This is a messenger RNA of Daphnia carinata, 1807 nucleotides long. RefSeq lists its product as uncharacterized. The record is from RefSeq and is a predicted model, not a curated record. Gene Ontology annotation, biological process: IRE1-mediated unfolded protein response; intrinsic apoptotic signaling pathway in response to endoplasmic reticulum stress; protein phosphorylation. Gene Ontology annotation, cellular component: IRE1-TRAF2-ASK1 complex. Bases 134 to 1552 code for a protein of 472 amino acids. The transcript has 4 exons. Lineage: Eukaryota; Metazoa; Arthropoda; Branchiopoda; Diplostraca; Daphniidae. Gene Ontology annotation, molecular function: ATP binding; protein serine/threonine kinase activity; RNA endonuclease activity.